Messenger RNA from Lactuca virosa, 3984 nucleotides. The record is from the annotation of a GenBank genome assembly. NCBI's taxonomy places the organism in Eukaryota, Viridiplantae, Streptophyta, Magnoliopsida, Asterales, Asteraceae.
AAUGGGGGCAAAAUGCUCCAUUGAAAAAAGGUGUGACGUGGGGGAUGAAGAUUCAAGAACAUGAACAUCUACGUGUCAAAACUUGCAAAUUGCGAUCCACACCCAUCAAACGGCGGGAUAUUCAGCGAAACUUUUUAUUUUCUCCCGCUCUCUGUUCAAAAUCGAAAACAAAAAAAAUCGAAGACAGCUGUAAAAUCCCCUUUUUACCCUUGCCGUCAUUCAUUUCAUUCCAAUCACUAUCCAUACUCCUUCCCCGAGAAGCUUUGCAUUUCGUUCAUCUAUCCCUGCGAUUCAUUCAUCUCAUGCUUUCAUCAGUUUCUCAUCGACGAUCUGUAGUCUCAUCGCCACCAAUCUUCCGGAUUUCAGUCUCUUUUCAAAUCACCACCACUUUUCCCACGUCCGGUGAACAAGUUGGGAAGAACGAUGGAAAACCAUCAAAAUUCGCCGUUUGACCGUCCAUCUCAAGUCUUCCGUGGCAUUCGCUUUGUUCUUCUUGGUUUCGAUCCUAUCAACAAAGCUCAGGUUUCGCGGAAGCUUGUUAAUGGCGGAGGCAUUGAUGCUGGUCUAUAUGGUCCCAGUUGCACUCAUGUUAUUGUCAAUAAGCUUGUUUAUGAUGAUCCCGUCUGUGUUGCUGCCAGAAGAGAUGGGAAGAUAUUAGUCUCUGGCCUAUGGGCUGAUCAUAGCUUUGACGUUGGAGUACCUGUGGAUCCAACCUCGGUGAUGUACAGACCAGUGAGAGAUUUGAACGGGAUUCCAGGUGGAAAGUCACUAGUUAUAUGUUUAACAGGAUAUCAACGUGAAGAUCGGGAGGACAUUAUGACCAUGGUUGAUUUGAUGGGUGCGCAGUUUUCAAAACCACUGAUAGCAAACAAGGUUACUCAUCUUAUAUGCUACAAAUUUGAAGGGGAGAAGUACCUGCUUGCAAAGAAAAUGAAGAGGAUAAAGCUUAUUAACCAUCGAUGGUUAGAAGACUGUUUAAAGGCCUGGGAGAUUGUCCCAGAAGCAGAUUAUACUAGAAGUGGUUAUGAGCUGGAGAUGGAGGCUGAAGCCAAAGAUUCUGAAGAUGAAGCAGGAGGUGUUGCUACUGGACUUACUGAAGUGAAGAAGGAAAGCCCGUAUAAUUCUGUGAUGUUAAAGCAGGAUGUUUCAACAAGUAUACCAAAUACCAGUGCUUCUAAAGGGUUUGAAAAUGCCAAUAACAAUGUGUCAGUGACUAUGAAGACCACAUCUGAUCGAUUUCUCAAUCCCCAUGAGAAUGUUGUUGGUCUUACCUGUGAGCCAUCCAAUCUAUUUAAAGGAACUACCAGUGGUUCAGCAUCCAAGAAAUCUCCUUCAAACGAAUCAAGAAAUGUCAUGUCUUCAAUUUACUCUAGGAAAGUGCCAAUGGGAACCACACCUCCAACAGCAGACACAACAAACGAUAUGAACAGUGCUAAAAGACUGGAUAAGAUUAAUCUGAGUGAUGCCUUCAAUAUGUCUUCACCUUUUGUAGAAAAAGAGGAGCAAAAUGGAUCAUCUUUUGGUAAGAGGAAGAUGGAGAUUUCUUCUGGUAGUUCUAAACUACAAAAAAUGAGUCGCAAUGAAGACACAUUGAAUAGAGAGAGUCUCCAUGUGGAAAGUGUAUUUCAAGAAAAGGAAAAGAAUCCCUCUACUGAAAUGAGCAACCAUGUAUCACCUGGGACUGGCAUCCCUUAUGUAAGUGAUAGAUCUCCUGUAAGUCCUGCACAAAAUGUCCCCUUCAACAGCAGUGAAAAGAAGCUGUUAAGUUCUAAGGGUAAAAGUGUAACAUGUGAUGAAAUUUCUACCCCACCUGUACAAGACAAAGGCUUUGAUGCAGAAUUGAAGGAAGCCAGUGUAGCAUCAAAGUUUGGUAGCAGAGAUGUUGAUAUGGUACAACAAUUUGAAUUUGAAAUACCUGCAGCUCAGAAGCCAGAACAUGUGAUGCAAAGUCUUGAGAAAUCAUCUCCUUCUGCUGUAACUUGUGAUCUUGAGAAAUCCAGUACUCCAAACUUGGAGAUUAAUGAACAGAGCGCUGGAUCAGGCUCAAAAUCUGUUAGAAGGAAGUCAAUCGCCAAGAAAUUUUCUGCCCCUAAACAGAAUCUAGGUAAAAAGAAGAGUGUGGAUCAGAAAGGUUCUAUUUAUCUACAAAACAGUGAGCCACAGAAUGAUAGAGUUGAUGUUCAGGGAGUAGGUGAUGACAAGAAUCUUUUUAACUAUCAGAAGUUGGAGCCAGUGGCCAAAUCAAGUACAGAGAUAGAGAAGGAGAUGGAUAUUGAGAAGAUGGAUGAUGAAACUGAGUCUCCAGAGGAUAAAGAGGAGCAUGGAGCACAUACUGCUGAUAUAGUGAUGGAAGAAAAUGCACAUGGCGAUGAUGUAAAUCAAAGUAAUGAAAAAGUUGAAGACGCUUCAGAGGCUGGGAACUCAGUUUCUGUGAAUGUGGACAAAUCUGAUGCUACUGAGAAACAUGUGGUUAGUACUAAAGCAUCGAGAGAGAAAAAACUCCCUCCAACCCAAAAGUCAAAGAAAAAACCAGAUCUUUCAGUCAAAGAUGCAAGUGAUAAGAAGGAAGUUGAAAUCAGGGAAGAAGCAACUCCACUUCGAGCUUCUAAGAGAAGCAAGAGAAAUGUAAAUGAUUUGCAGACAGCAGAAGAAGGUGUUUGUAAUGAUCCUGAAAGUAAGAAUGAUGACAUCAGCACUGAACAUGUGCAUUCAGCAUCUGAAAAGGAAAAGGAUAAGACAGAGAGUGUUAAGACCAACAAGGCAACUAAGAGGAAUAAACUUCCUCUGAGCAAAACUAAGAAAGAUAUUGGUCUUUCUAAUUCUGUCAAACAAGUAACCGAAACAAAAACUGUUAACAAGAAGGGUAGUAAACCAAGUUCCAGAGCGUGUGAUUUUGAAGCACAGAAGGAAAAUAUGCAAAUUCCUGUUGAAAAUAAAAACAAUCAGAAACAGAAACAGAAACAGGCCUUAAAAUCUGAGAAAAUUACCCCCAAGUCUACGAAGGUGAACUCAGAAGAAGCUAAGUGGUUCAUAUUGAGUGGACAUAAGUUGCAAAGAAGGGAGUUCCAGCAGAUGAUUCGGCCAUUAAAAGGGAAAAUAUGCAGAGUCUCUCACCAAUGGUCUUAUCAGGCAACUCAUUUCAUUGUCCCUGAUCCCAUACGCAGAACAGAGAAAUUCUUUGCUGCUGCUGCAUCUGGAAGUUGGAUUCUCAAGACUGAUUACUUAUCUGCAAGUAACGAGGCAGGAAGAUUCCUAACAGAGGAACCUUACGAAUGGCACAAAAAUGGCCUAAGUGAAGAUGGUCAAAUUAACUUGGAAGCUCCAAGGAAGUGGCGCCUUUUGAAGGAGAAAACCGGGCAUGGUGCUUUUUAUGGAAUGCGGAUUGUCAUAUACGGGGAAUGCAUUGCACCCACUUUGGACACUCUUAAGCGGGCAGUGAAGGCUGGAGAUGGGACCAUAGUGGCGACUUCCCCACCAUACACCCGCUUUCUAGACACUGGUAUCGACUAUGCCAUUGUGAGCCCUGGCAUGCCACAUGUCGAUAUAUGGGUUCAGGAGUUCAUAAAACAUGAGAUACCGUGUGUCUCGGCUGAUUACCUUGUGGAAUAUGUAUGCAAACCCGGAUAUCCUCUUGAAUCGCAUGUCCAAUAUGAUACAAAUGUUUGGGCAGAAAGGUCAUUUAACAAUCUCAAGAAUCGUUGUUUAACCAUCGAAGAAGAAGAAGAGUCAAUGGGUCCCACAACACCUGAGAGCAGUGAUGUGGCAUGUGAGGUAUGUGGAUCACGUGACAGAGGUGAAGAAAUGUUGAUGUGUGGGAAUGAAAGCGGUUCGAUUGGAUGUGGUGUUGGGAUGCAUAUCGAUUGUUGUGAUCCACCAUUUGAAGAUGUUCCUGAGGAAGAUUGGUUUUGUCUUAAUUGUAGCAAACCCAAGGUUACAGUUACUAAUAAUUCCAAAAAGACCACCAGCAAAAGGAAAGCCAAGUAA